This is a messenger RNA of Rhizopus microsporus ATCC 52813, 2100 nucleotides long. RefSeq names its product NADPH-dependent cytochrome P450 oxidoreductase. The transcript has 3 exons. Lineage: Eukaryota; Fungi; Mucoromycota; Mucoromycetes; Mucorales; Rhizopodaceae. The coding region runs from base 1 to 2100 and encodes 699 amino acids. Gene Ontology annotation, molecular function: flavin adenine dinucleotide binding; FMN binding; NADPH-hemoprotein reductase activity. The record is from RefSeq and is a predicted model, not a curated record. Gene Ontology annotation, cellular component: cytosol.
AUGGAUGAUAACCAUGACACUAAACUGAUUGAUCUUUCAGACAUUUUAUUAUUGUGCAGCAUUGGCUUAUUAACAUUUGCAUGGUUUAAUCGAAAAUGGAUUACGAGUUUAUUAUUUAAAAAUGAUCAUAAAUCAACUGAUAACAGCACCAAAGCCAAUACAGCUCAAAGGGAAACAAAUUUUGUCAAAGUCAUGAAAGAACAAGGUCGUAGGGUCAUCGUCUUUUAUGGUUCUCAAACAGGUACUGCUGAAAGUUACGCUGGACGUCUUGCAAAGGAAUGCUCUCAACGAUUUAGAGUCAGUGCAAUGACCGCCGAUCUCGAAUUAUAUGAUCUCUCUUAUUUGGACCAAGUGCCAAAAGAUCACUUGGUCAUCUUUGUUCUUGCAACAUAUGGUGAAGGUGAACCAACCGACAAUGCUGUUGACUUUUGGGAUCUCAUCACUGAGGAAGAACCACUGUUUAGUCAAGGGGAGAGUGACCUGUCAAACUUAAAUUACAUUCUGUUUGGCCUUGGUAACAAGACCUACGAACAGUACAACGAAGUCUCCCGUAAAGUACAUUAUCAUCUGUCAAAACUUGGUGCGCAUAUUAUAGGUGAACGUGGAGAAGGCGACGAUGACGGUUCCUUGGAAGAAGACUUUUUAAGUUGGAAAGAAAAAAUGUGGCCCGCGUUUUGUGAAACAUUGGGUGUGGAUGAGAGUCGUUCAGGUCCGAGAGAACCCAUCUAUUGUGUACAAGAACUGGCACAGUAUGAAAAGGAGCAAGUGUAUUUUGGUGAAUUGGCCGAGAAGCCAUCCUCAACUACAAAAAUCACCUAUGAUGCCAAACAUCCCUAUAUUGCGCCUAUCGUAACUACACGUGAACUAUUUCAAGGAACUGAUCGUCAUUGUUUGCAUAUAGAAUUCGAUAUCAGUAAUACCAACUUGAGUUAUCAGACGGGUGACCAUAUUGCAAUUUGGCCAACAAAUAAUGAACAGGAAGUAGAGAGGCUUGCAUCUGUGUUAAACUUAACCGACAAGUUAGAUACGGUUGUCAUGGUUCAAGCCAUUGAUCCAGCCGCUUCAAAAAAGCAUCCUUUCCCUGUUCCGACUACCUAUCGCUCCAUGUUUAGACAUUAUUUGGAAAUUUGUGCCCCUGCCUCUCGUCAAACCCUUCAGACUCUGAUCGAAUACGCGCCUAAUGAAGAAGCCAGAAGGGCUUUAACUCGUUUAGCAAAUGAUAAGGAUGAAUAUAGAAUUAAAGUAGCUGAUGCAUGUCGUAACUUGGGCGAAGUGCUUCAACUAGUGACCAAACAAACCUGGACUUCUGUACCCUUUGAUCUGAUCGUCGAAAACAUAAAUCGUUUGCAGCCAAGAUUCUAUUCUAUUUCCAGUUCAGCAAAAGAAAGCCCUCACAUCGUCUCUGCAACAGUUGUCACUCUUCAGUAUCAUCCUACAUCCACUCCUCAGCGUACGGUGUACGGUGUCUGCACGAACCUCUUAUACAACAUCCAUGCACAACACAAGCCUCGUGAACAAAACAUACCAGCCUAUGACUUGGCUGGUCCUCGUCGCGCUUUUAUAAUUUCAGAAGACUACUGUCAAAGACUGCCUAUUCACAUACGCCAUUCUCAAUUCAAGCUGCCUCGCAACCCAACUAUUCCGAUUAUUAUGGUAGGCCCAGGUACAGGUGUUGCUCCUUUCCGUGGCUUCGUUCAUGAGCGUGCACUGGAGAAACGUAACGGCAAGCCGAUCGGCGCAACUUUACUCUUUUUCGGUUCCCGUAACCAUGAUCAGGACUAUCUUUAUGCCGAUGAGUGGGCAGAGCUCUUUCAGACUUUGGGUGAAGAUUCUGAUAUCUUUACUGCAUUCUCGCGUGACCAGCCUCAGAAGAUCUAUGUUCAACACAGACUCAUGGAACAAGGCCAACGUAUUUGGAAUCUGUUGGCUAAGGGAGCUUAUGUUUAUGUUUGUGGUGAUGCUAAGAAUAUGGCACGUGAUGUGAAUCAAACUUUUAUCAAUUGUGCAGUCGAGUUUGGAGGCAUGACAGAAACCAAGGCGCAUGAGUUUGUGAAAGGUCUAAGAACGGCAGGUCGUUAUCAAGAAGACGUUUGGAGCUAA